This is a messenger RNA of Lucilia sericata (common green bottle fly), 2615 nucleotides long. It is a transcript of the gene Octbeta1R, whose product is annotated as octopamine receptor beta-1R. Gene Ontology annotation, biological process: adenylate cyclase-activating adrenergic receptor signaling pathway. The transcript has 11 exons. Gene Ontology annotation, molecular function: adrenergic receptor activity; octopamine receptor activity. Gene Ontology annotation, cellular component: membrane. The record is from RefSeq and is a predicted model, not a curated record. Bases 836 to 2518 code for a protein of 560 amino acids. Lineage: Eukaryota; Metazoa; Arthropoda; Insecta; Diptera; Calliphoridae.
UUAAGGACAAAUUGUUUGAUGGACCGUUCUGUAAAAAGAUGUGUUUGUAUUAUAACUAUAUUCAACUUCCAAGAAUACGAAUGAUUAUCCAUAUUUAUUGAAUAAUUUUGGCAUUUAUAACUGAAUGAUGAAAGAAUUUUAUACAUAAACCAGCCAUGUGGCAAUCAAUGAAAAAGUAUCAACAACAGCGACAUCGACUUCAACAACAAAAACAAGUAAAUCAACAUCAUUAUUUAAACAAUUACCACCACACGAGCAAAUGUUGUAAUCAUUAUCAUCAAAAACAACUUUAUUGUCAUUAUUAUCGUUUAAAGCUUAAAUACUUAAAAUCAUUACAACCACAAAAACAGCAAAAGCAACAAUUACAACAACAACAUCAGCAACAGCAACAUAAACAACUACUUAAGCUACAGCACGUUGCCCACAAAUCCCUUAUGUAUAGCAACAGCAACAACAACUGUUUUGGUUACACUACUACUGCUACGACUAAUACUGUUGCUGCUCCAAUUUCUCUUACCACAACUAAGAAUUUGUCUUUAGCUUUUGGUUAUAACCAUAAUCAUUAUCUGAUCCCAAACCAACUUAACAUCAAAAGGACAAAAAAUAACAACUAGUGUGAAAAUAACUAAACUUUUAGCAAACAUUUGCUGUAAAUGAUAGUAGAAAAUAGAAAACAAACAAAACAAAAAAGAUAAAUAUAAAAAAGAAAAGUAACGAAAAACAAACAAAAUUACAAAAACGCAACGUACAAAAAGAGAAAACAUUUACCUUAAGACUCUGUAACAAUUUGCUCAGCUUAAACAUACUGGUUACUUUCAUCGUUACUCUAUCAUCAAUGGUGUUUACAAUGAUACCUCUGAUAGCAACAGCAAUAACAACAACAACUGUACUACCACCUGUACUGUCAACAAAUACAGUUACAACAACCACCUUAUUGAUGUCUUUAAUAAAUAUGACAAAUAUUAGUUCCUCCUCCUCAUCAUCCACUUCGUUACAACAACCACAAUCAAGACAAUUACAAAUGCACCAACCUCAUCAACAACAACACCAUCACCAACAACAGCAGCAGCCGCACCAGCAACAUCAUCAUCAUAAUCAGAUACACAUUGAUCAAGAUGCCAAUACGAAAUAUUUAAAUUUUGUUGCCAAUGGCCUGCUGGACACAAGCGGUGUCGUAGGCGGGGAAGGAAUUGUUGGUGGUGGAGGUGGCGGUCUUAGCGAUGAUGCAUUUAGUAUAAGUGGUUUUGGUAGUAUGGGUGCAAGUGGAGGAGGAGGUGUCGUUGGUGUUGGCAGUGGUGAAAGUAUAACAAGUGUGGCGGAUGCUAGUGUUAGUGGUGGUAUAGAUGGUAGCGGUGGUGGCAGCAUUUCAGUUCCUAUUGAUGCCCUAAACGAGUCACAUUUAAUAUUUGUCAUCGUCAAAUGUUUCAUUAUAAUUUUCAUCAUACUCGCUGCCAUACUCGGUAAUAUGCUGGUGAUUGUAUCUGUCAUGCGACACAGGAAAUUGCGCAUUAUCACCAAUUAUUUUGUGGUUUCACUGGCAGUAGCGGAUAUGUUGGUUGCUCUGUGUGCCAUGACCUUUAAUGCUUCCGUUGAAAUAUCCGGUAAAUGGAUGUUUGGUUCAGUAAUGUGUGAUAUGUGGAAUAGUUUUGAUGUAUAUUUUUCAACAGCCAGUAUUAUGCAUUUAUGUUGUAUCUCAGUGGAUAGAUAUUAUGCCAUUGUCCAGCCUUUGGAUUAUCCCUUAAUUAUGACACACAAGCGUGUAUUUAUCAUGCUGGUAAUUGUUUGGCUGGCACCUGCUCUUCUAUCAUUUUUACCCAUAUGUUCCGGUUGGUAUACGACCAGUGAUAAUUGGCGUUACUUAAAAUCAAAUCCGCAUAUCUGUGAAUUUAAAGUCAAUAAACCAUAUGCCAUUGUUAGUUCAUCUGUAAGUUUCUGGAUACCUGGUAUUGUCAUGCUCUCAAUGUACUAUCGCAUUUAUCAAGAGGCCGACAGACAGGAACGUCUUGUUUACCGGUCGAAAGUCGCUGCUAUAUUACUGGAGAAACAUCUGCAGAUAAGUCAAAUACCUAAACCUCGCCCCAGCAUACAGGUGGAGCAGUCAACCAUAUCGACAAUGCGUCGAGAACGUAAAGCAGCACGAACUCUGGGCAUUAUAAUGAGUGCCUUUUUGCUGUGCUGGCUGCCCUUUUUCCUUUGGUAUAUAAUAACAUCGUUGUGCGACAGCUGUACAACACCUCGCAUCGUAGUGGGCAUAUUAUUUUGGAUUGGUUAUUUUAAUUCAGCCUUGAAUCCCAUCAUUUAUGCGUAUUUCAAUAGAGACUUUCGAGCCGCAUUUAAAAAGACUUUAAAGUCCUGUUGUCCCUACAAACUUAUAAAUUGUCGUGUAAGUGCUGGCGGCGAAAUGCCACCAUUUGUUAAUUCCACCGCUUCAUCUGAAAUACACAUGAAUAUAAUACGUGCCCGCCAAUAUGCCACCUCAUCAUCUUCAAAUCAAUUGCAAACAUUAUAUCAAAACUAAGUGAAAUACAGAAACUAAAACAAAAAUUACUAAAUGUAAGGAAGCCGAAGGACAAUUCUAUACACAACUAACGAAUGUUGGAUGGAAUAAGAAGGUA